This is a messenger RNA of Chenopodium quinoa (quinoa), 2082 nucleotides long. RefSeq names its product protein BONZAI 3-like. Gene Ontology annotation, cellular component: plasma membrane. The coding region runs from base 126 to 1874 and encodes 582 amino acids. The record is from RefSeq and is a predicted model, not a curated record. Gene Ontology annotation, molecular function: calcium-dependent phospholipid binding. Gene Ontology annotation, biological process: cellular response to calcium ion. The transcript has 16 exons. NCBI's taxonomy places the organism in Eukaryota, Viridiplantae, Streptophyta, Magnoliopsida, Caryophyllales, Amaranthaceae.
CGUCACCAACUUCUCUCUCUUUCUGAAAUUCUCUGAUCAAGUAGAGAUUUGCUUCUUCCUUCUUCCUCCUCCUUUUAGAUUUGAGUUGAUUUUUGAACCUGAUUAGCAGAGAAUUUUUAGAGAGAAUGGGAGCUUGUUUAUCUAAUGUGAGGGGUGGAGUGGCGGAGGUGGGUGGGCUUUUGCCAACUACGGUGGCCGAAGGUGUUGAUGCUGUCGAUUAUGACUUCGACAAAGCUCAUCAGAAUACUAACGUUGAGCUAUGUUUAUCUGCUAGAAAGUUGUCUGAUCAUCUCAGCUUCUUCUCAAAGAGAUAUCUGAUGGCUGUAUUAUUCAAAACGUCAAUAGAAGGUGAACUUGAAGAGGUUGGUCGUACAGAGGAGGUCAUGAAUGAUUCGGACCUGAAUCUUUAUUGGUCUGAUAAAAUUUGUAUUUGUUAUCGGUUUGGGGCUCUACAGGAGCUAACCGUCCGAGUCUAUGAUGUCAAUUCUAGAUCUCAAACAGUAUCUACAAAGGAACUUCAGCUGCAUGAGUUGGGACUUGUUGCAGAAUUCAGAUGUCACCUAUCAAAGAUCGUCCGUAGUCAAACGGAAAUUACUGUAAAGCCAUACAACUACCAGUUUCAACAACCAAUAGACAAUUUAGUUAUUCGCGGAGAGGAGACUGCCGCAUCUAGAGGCACUUAUAUGAAAAUCUUAUUUCGUUCUUCUCUAGAUAUUGGACUCUACGACCGAUAUAUUUCUAGAAAGAAACAAGUUCUGAAGAUAUUGAAAGUGGUUGAUGGAGAGUCUAUUCCAAUAUGUGAUGAGGCAGAAGUUGUGAAAACAGAUCAGAAUCCUACAUGGAGUGUCUCUCUUAGUAUGCAGAAAAUUCUUAGCAAGGAUUAUCCAUUAGUCAUCCAAGUUUUCAACAAAAACAGCGGAACCUUGUUUGGCAAGUUCCAGGCAUCAAUAUCAGAGCUAGAACAGUUUCAUAGUGAGAAGGUUGCUAUCAAAUCUGAUAAACCACACGAUCAUGGUCCAGGAAAGGCUAUCGCGCCCCAGCUUUUUGUUGAUGAUUUAUCAGUAAUACAACCAGUUACCUUUUGUGAUUAUCUAUCUAAAGGGUUUGAGCUCCGUUUAAUGGUUGCUAUUGAUUUUACUGUAUCAAAUGGAGACCCUAAAAGCCCAAAAUCCAAGCACUACAUUGAUCCCUCGGGCAAUCUGAAUACAUAUCAGCAGGUUAUAAAGUUAGUUGGCGAUGGACUUGAACCUUAUGACUCAAGCCAACAAAUUCCGGCUUGGGGUUUCGGAGGAAAGAUGGAUGGGGAAGGCUGCUUUAACUUAUACAGCAACAAAGACAAUAAUAAGGCUGGGGUUGAAGGUAUUAUGGCCGCCUAUAAAUCUGCUGUCCAAAGUGUUGUACUUGGCGGACCAGCCAAACUGAGCAAAGUGAUCAAUAAGGCUUGUGAUGAUAUAUCUGAGACUCUUACUCUCAUGAGUUAUAAGUACAACAUUCUACUGAUUUUGACGGAUGGAGACUUAUUUGAUAUUCAACCAACUAUUAAAUCUUUGGUAAAAGCGUCUGCUUUGCCCUUGUCAAUCCUCAUCGUUGGCGUGGGUGAUGUCGAUUUCAAGGAAAUGAAGACGAAUCUUAUUCGUGACAAUGGACAUCCAUUGGAAAGUUGCGAAGGGCGUGUAGCAACAAGAGACAUGGUAACGUUUAUGUCAAUCAAUGAAGUUCCUGCAGGAGCAUCUAUUGUUGAGACCCUUUUUGAACACAUACCUGAACAAUUCAUGAAAUAUUGGCAGCUCUAUCAAACAUGUCUUACCGGAGUACAUUCCUUGAACGGCUUCAAGAGUUCAAGUCAUGCUCAAAUUAUACCUGGCUUGAGUUAACCCAUACUCUGCUUUUUUUUUAUUUUUUUAUUAUUAUUAUGAUAAUAUCUAAAUAUGGAUGACUAUUAUCCAUGUACAACUUAGAAUAUUCUACAGUUGGGUAUUUGGUCUUAUCCAUUGAUGGAACCCUAGAAAAUGUACAUUAUAUAUAUCCCGUAGUAGAUGGAAUAUAAAAUACAACGUAAAAAAUCUUCCCUCAUCUCUCUUU